Molecule: messenger RNA, 4848 nt
Organism: Symbiodinium sp. CCMP2592
Lineage: Eukaryota; Dinophyceae; Suessiales; Symbiodiniaceae
Source: the annotation of a GenBank genome assembly
AUGGCAUACUAUCAUGGACAGCACCUGCGCUACAAGAUCAACCUCAUGACCGGACAGCUGGAAAUGAUGCCAGAUUUCCUGGAUGAUGCAGCCAGCCAGUUGUCGCGUGAUGCAGCUGGUAUGCCGUCGAUCCGUGGAUUGGAUGGAUCGCAUGGAAUCACGCUCGCAGUCGUCCGAGUCAAUGAGAACGGCUCCUCCGGUGAAGCUGCGGCCAUUAUAGGUGAUUGGCUGGCCAUAAUAACACCGGUAAUCAGUAGCUUGUCUAUGUCUGCUCAUGUGUGGUGGGGGGAGGUUCGCAAAUCAGCGUUCGAUGCUUAUGAUGCGUGGCUUCGAGCUUCACCGAUUGAUCGUAUCGGUAUGGUCCCGGAUCCAGGAGCGGUUACGCAUGGCCGAGGGAAGUAUAGUCUUCUUGAGCCGCGCGUUUACACCAUGAUCCUGAAGGCAGUCCCCGAAGCCAUGAAAGACGAUGCAGUGCAGCAGCGAUAUAUGUCUGUAGCUUCAGUGCUGUUCCUUCUGUUGACGCGGUAUCAGCCUGGGUCUAGUGCUGAGAAGAGUGCGAUGCUUAGCUUCUUGAUAAAUCCGGCUGUACCGACCACUGUAUCUGAUGGCGUUCAGGCCAUAAAAAAGUGGAUGAGGUAUAGGCGUCGCAUCCAAGAGCUCGCCGCAGAGCUUCCCGACAGCACGCUACAGUUGGCUGGUUUGGACAUCUUGAUUAAACGGCUGGUGAAUAGUUUGCCCCAGAUGCAGUUUAGGCUUGGGAUGUAUCGUGAGAGUCGCAAGCUGGAUUAUCAUCCAACCCAUGAGUCGGUGUUUGAUCUGGCUAAUCUGAUUUUGGCGGAGCUUGAGCAUGCGUACUCCAAUCUUGCGGUGGAGCUAGGGGGAACGCAACAGGAACAGGCCUCUUGUGAUCGCAGUGACCCCGCAGGCUUGUUUAGUCAAGAUGAUGGCGAGAGGUGUGGUGAUGAGUGGGGAGAGCUGAGUCAUCAGGAAUCUCUUGAUAUCUUGGAGCUGAUGUCUGAGCCCGGGGAACCUGGUCCGGAUGGUGGAGGUGACGACCCUCCGCGGGAUGACCCCCUUGCUCUUCUUGAGCCUCUGCUUGAGGAUGAGCCGUUACCUGCCGGUGAUGUGUCUGCUGAAGAUGAUUGCAAUGCUAAGUGGCGGGCUGAGAUUGCGAAACAUAAAGUUGAGCGGCUGAAGCUUGUAGAGUUGGUGUAUGUUGUGCCAUUGCCCAAUAAGUCGCAAUCACCAGUCCAAGAUGCCAUUGCUUUAGUGAUGACGCAGAUUGAGUCGCUGGGAUAUCCCAUUCGUAGACUGCACACCGACCGCGGUCGUGAAUUCUGCAAUGCUCGCUUACGUGCUUACUGUGCCAGGCGUGGUGUGUACAAGACAACGGGUGAUGCAGACGACUUUAAAAGCAACGGCCGGGUCGAAGGAGCGGUUUCUCGCGUCAAGCAGGUCACGCGGUCACUGUUGAUUGAUCAGCACCUUGGGCGGGAGUAUUGGCCUCUCGCUAUGUUGCAUGCAGUGGUCAAGGGACACCUGGUUCUGUUGGAGAGUGGAGAAAUAGUCAUCACGUCCGCAUUGGUAACCGAAGUCAGGGCUGACAGUGCAGAGGCGUUUCAUGUUGAAGAUCCCGGUGGCAUGCGUCCAGCGCCUAAUCGGCGUAUCACGGGGAAGCGAGCUCCUGCACCUGGUGAUCCUGGGCGGAGGCGCCUUCGGGGCAAACAGCGCAUCGAGAAACUCGGCCUCUUGUCGUCAGAUUUGCACAGGCUAGAAAAUCUUGCCCAAGAUCACCUUCAGCACUUUGACAUUACGGCAGCCCUUGGAUUUGUCGCCGCAUUCCCCUGGAAUAGUGUGCCCGUGCAUCGAUCCCGUUUUCAGGUCGGAGUUCAUCAGCGCGACACAGCCGCUUUGGUUGGUUUCGGGGUGUAUGGCUAUGGUGGAAUUGGGGGUCUUACGGCUGCCUGCCGUCAACUUCCCAGUACGGCGGCGCUUCUGGCUAAGAUCAUCCAGCAUCAUUUCCCGGACGCUACAUACACCACUGUCAUGAUCCUUCAAGAUGUUCUCUCCACCAUUCACAAAGAUCGUAACAAUGCGGAUAGCGAGUCUGUGCGUGGUGAGCCUGCGGUUCGUUAUACCCCAGCUGGUGAGGCCAUUGCUGGCCAGCUUUUACCGCCAGGUGUGCAUCUACCAGCGUUUGUGCAGCGCCGUCUCAUGCGGUCGCUCCUCUCCGAGGGCAGUUUGAUGAGCUUGGGUCGUGCAGCGGAUUUCGCGCCGAUCGGUCGUGCAGCGGAUUUCGCGCCGAUUACUCUGGACCGGGUAGAAAGCCUAACAGAUGCCAUUCCACCGGCGCUGUAUGUCCAGCGGGAUCGUGAUUGGGGUUUGGAGCCUGAAUUAACUCUUGAUGAUGAAGAUGGAAACCCCGUAGUGCUGGGGGCUGUGACGGCGUGUGAAACCAUUCUCAUGUCUGAUGACAGUUUGAUCUGGUGCUUUGCCUUUGAAAGCCAGGUUGAUGGAGGAGAAGAAGUUGUGUCCGUGUGGCAGCGCCAGCGUCUAGCUCGGGUAAAUGACGGUGCUGAUGUGCAGAUGCGUCGUCCUCCGAAUCUAGAGCCACCGGGUCCUGACAUGAGGGUCGCUGCCCUUCGCAGUGUAGCCGCCUCCCGGUUUGAAUGCACCAAACCGGGAACCACCAGCGACGCGCAUCAUGAGCAUCAGCCGUCUCUGUCGUCCUCUGCCGGGUGCGUUGGCAUGCCGCCACCGCCCGUACCUGUCCCUUCCGAGUCCUCUGCCGGGUGUGUUGGCAUGCCGCCACUGCCCGUGCCUUUGCCUUCCGAUGCGGGUUUCGCUGAGUUGAAUGAGUGGAUUAAACGAGCUGCCGGGGAUGUAGCGGAUGAUAGCACUGAUCAGCACUUGUCGAGCGCUGAUGUCGACCCUUGUGCUCUUGAGAUAGCCUUAUCGUGUUUAGAUCGGGGCGGUGAACAGUCUGAUGAUGAAGCUGAGGGCGAUGGGUCCAAUGAUGAGGAUUGCCCCGAAGUACAGGACUUGUUUCUAGUGCCACAUUGCAUAUCCCGGUUGUCGCCUUUACACGGUGACAGCUCGGAUUCCUUGGUGCAGUAUGACCUCCUUGCAUCUGAAACUCCGCUUGGCACUAACGAGCGAGUGUCUGAAGCACUUGAUGUCAAGCAUGCGCUGAUGAAGGCGAGGCUUGCUGAUGAAGGGUCGUCAGCUCUGGAGGCGUUAACCAGCGCGUGGAAUGAAGGUGUCGCGCAAGGCCCUGACGACGCGGGACCUUUGCAGGCCUUUAUUCGGGCGGCGCACGCUGUCAAGUCUGCCGAGGAUGAUUUAGAACAUGCCAGGGCAAAUGCGGAACCGGCAGCCGAGCAGCUACAGACAAAAAUCGUUCCCAAUAAGGAAGUCCUUGCAGAUCUGCCGCGAUGGAAGCCCGCAAUCCAGUCUGAGUAUGACAGUCUGGUGAAGGAGACGAAAGCCGUACGCCCCAUAAGUCAGACAUACCUAGAUGAUCUUAAACGGUCCGGUAAAAAGUACGAGCUUAUACCAUCAAAGCUGAUAUUUUCUUGCAAGGCUCCGAAUGGUCGCCUUAAAUGUAGAUCGGUCUGCUGCGGUAACUACUUGAAUGACAGUGCUGUAGCCAAAGCUGACAAGUACUCUGGAGGCAUAGAUGCAGUAACGCUGCGUUGCCUGCUGCGUUAUGCCGCGCUUCGUCAGCAGGACGGAGCUGCCCUCGACAUCAAAACAGCGUUUCUACGAGCGCCUUUAAUCCAAACGGGCACUGAAAUCAUAGUAAAGGUCCCCGCUAUAUUUCGAAUGGCUGGGUGCGGUUCCGAGUUCUUUUGGGCUGUAGAUAAAGCUUUAUACGGAUUGAUAAUCAGUCCCAAGUCUUGGAGUACCUUCAGGGAUAAAUCUCUUGAGCAAGAUCUUAAUGUCGUCAUCAACGGUGAGCGUGCGACCGUGAAACCGCUUCGGUCGGACUCUAAUCUGUGGGAGAUCCGCACACGUGCUGAGGGUCGAAUCGCCAUAUUGGCGAUUUAUGUGGACGACCUCUUGUGCUUCGGACAAACCUCUGUAGUGACCACGGUUUUGGAGUCUGUGGCAGCGCUUUGGCAGGUGUCGUCUCCCAAGUUCUUGAGUCAGGGUCCCAUAGACUUCAGCGGGUAUGAGAUUGAGUACACGUCUGAUGGCCAAAUGCUGGUGCACCAGAGAAGGUUUGUGAGCGAGCUGCUGAAUCGUUACGCACAUGUCGAAGGUCUGUCUGAGGUUGCAAAUUGGUUUAUGCCCUCGGGCUCGCAGCCUGGAGAGAACGUUCAAGUCAGCUUCACGCCUGCUCGGCCGUACAUUGAAGAUCCGGAUCCAGACAGCGAGGUUCGUGAAAACAAUGAAAUUUUGGAUGCUUUGAGGCCUCCAGCUGUGCCUUUGGAUAUCUCCUUCUACGAUGAGGGUCAUAGUGGCUCAGCUCGUCAGACAAUCUGGUAUUUGCUGCUGGAUGAAGCUGAAAGUGAUCUCUUUGAUACAACUGGAGGUCUGUCCGAGCUUCGUGAGUGGCAGCACAUCAACCUUGGCGAGUAUGACGUAGCGAUGUUGGCUUUCUUAUAUGCCAGGUACAGAAUGCAGGGUGUAUUUGGUGCCUGUGUGUCUCGUACUGGAGUGUCGUACCGAGUUGAGCGCACUACACUCAUGUAUGGACCUCCGGUGCUGACAAUGUUCAUCAGAUCUGUUGCGGCUGACUUCACUGAAGAGGUCAUCGUAGUGAAGUUCUGCGAACAGACUGCGCGACCGAUGCCGUAUCUUGUACUUUAUCCGAUGAGCGAUCAGCUGCAUGAAGUAGAUUGA